Messenger RNA from Microsporum canis CBS 113480, 822 nucleotides. RefSeq lists its product as hypothetical. The coding region runs from base 1 to 822 and encodes 273 amino acids. The transcript has a single exon. Gene Ontology annotation, molecular function: ribonucleoside-diphosphate reductase inhibitor activity. Gene Ontology annotation, cellular component: cytoplasm; nucleus. The record is from RefSeq and is a predicted model, not a curated record. Lineage: Eukaryota; Fungi; Ascomycota; Eurotiomycetes; Onygenales; Arthrodermataceae.
AUGGCUCCUAAAACCACUGCCGCCUCGUCGAAGAAACGGAGAUACCAGGUCCCUAUUACACAAUACUUCUCUCCCUUGCCGCCACAGCAAACUGAAACCGAGACAUGCUCACACUACAACUACAACGCUCCGACACACUCACCACACCCGGCCCUACCCCCGAGCACACAAGCGUCUCUCGUGGCAGUUGGCAUGCGCGUGCGGAAAGCUGUCUCAGAAGGAUAUCGGACGAAAACCACAGCCAAGGCUACCUUCCACCAGCCCAAGGCCACGGGCCAGAAUGAGGAACAUACCCGAAGCUCAACUGCCCCUGUAUAUACCGAACUUAUUCCUUUCAGCGGUGCGUUCAAGGUUGGGAAUUAUGGAGUACAGUCAUUCCCCCAGCAUUCUCCGGCCACAUCUGAGCCAAUGAUGACGGGAAUACAAUUGGACGAAGAAUCACUUCCGCCAAGCAGCCAGGAGUCCACACAAUCAGUUGACUCCUUUAUCUCACUUCCAAAGCCCAAUCCAUAUAAACGUGGUUUCGAAAUCGAAGAAGACGACGAUGACUUUGAUACUCAGGGUUCGUUCUUCUCACAGCCUACCUUCGUCCACUCACGAGCGACUUUAUUACCAAGAAGUGGGAAGCACAGAACCAUGAAAUCGAAGGCCUCAACGCUAAAAGGGAGGCCAGAACAGGAAAAUUGGGACCCUGCAUUCGCUUUCGAUGGCGUUGGCGUUGGCGGUGGGGAUUUUGAAGACGCUGCCUUUUUGAGGAGGAGAGAAGAUGUCGAUGCGGACUACUUGACAACGGCAAAUGAGGUGCGGAUGGGUGGCAUUUAA